Messenger RNA from Monomorium pharaonis (pharaoh ant), 899 nucleotides. RefSeq lists its product as uncharacterized. The transcript is spliced from 2 exons. Lineage: Eukaryota; Metazoa; Arthropoda; Insecta; Hymenoptera; Formicidae. The record is from RefSeq and is a predicted model, not a curated record. The coding region runs from base 498 to 899 and encodes 133 amino acids.
UACAUAACUUUACAAUAGGUCUGACGAAAUGUUGCUCGCGAGUAAUUCUUUCUCUCUUUCAUUCGAAUAAGGUAGAAGAAAGAGAAAAAGAGGAAAGCUCGUGAGCAACACACUUUAUCAAUCCUGCUUUACAAUAAAAAUCAACUUGUUUUGCAUAGUGAGGCCUUUGCACAUAUGUAACAAAUAUAUGCUUUUGCACUUUUUAUAGAGGCUUUAUUUCUUUAUGUUUUAUUUCAAGCGAAUAAAUAAACCUAAUCAAUCUCUUUCAUAUGCCAUAAACAUGCAUUAUUUUUUCACUUUACUUGAACGUAACAAUGUGUUGAAAUGUAUGCAAAUUAAUUCAAAACAUUUGUAGUCUUUUAUAGUUUUGUCAUAAAAUUAAUUAAUAUUUUUAUCUGUGUUUUUGUUGUAAAAUUGAUGUAGUAAAAUACUGUUGUAUAUUGCUAAUUUUGUUUGUUGCAUUGAAUUGCAGUGAAUAUUGAAACACUGAAUACAACAUGGAAAGAAAAAGAUACAAACUAUGGUUACAAAGAAACUUCAACAAGGACAUGGUAUCGAAAGCUACAUAUAAGAAAUGGAAACAGAAAUACGACGCAAUGUUACGUCGUGUAGAUGAACGCACAGGGAUUACUGAUUGUGAACCAUCGUGUUCGAAUCAGCUUUGUAACGCUGGAAUAUUUGAACAAGAAGUCAUUGGCAGUGCUGGUGUUAGUCACGAAAAUACAAUACCACAAUCUGCACAAUGUGUGCAAGAGAAUAUCUCAUUUGAAGAUCAAAAAUGGGUACAUGCAUCUUACGAAGAAAUGGCAUUUGAUGAAAAUACGUCGGAUGCAGGAAGUGUCACUGGGAGUGUUGAUGACAUUGAAGAAGAAAAUGAAGAUGAUUUACGUGCGAAAUGA